Cajanus cajan (pigeon pea) is the source of this 5624-nucleotide messenger RNA. The record is from RefSeq and is a predicted model, not a curated record. NCBI's taxonomy places the organism in Eukaryota, Viridiplantae, Streptophyta, Magnoliopsida, Fabales, Fabaceae.
AAGAGAGAAAAAGAGGGUGUGAAUAGGAAGUCCGAAAAGUGGAAGUGUGUUAGGUUGGGCCAAGAAAAGGCAUUUAAUAGUGUCUUGUGUUCCAUUUCAUUCCACCGCCUGGUUUUGUGUUAUCGGCUUCACUACACUUCAGUCGGUUCAGAUAGAAGAAAGGAAAGAUGUCAUCGCUGGGCACUUCGAAAGGGAUUCUAGAGAUUGCGAAGUUCGGUGUGUAUGUUACCGUUCCCAUCAUUCUCAUGUACACUUUCGCCAACAAUCCCGGAAAUCUCCGCAAGUUCAUGGGACAUAAGUCAUACAUUGAAUAUCCCCCGGAGGCAGAAAGGCCACCAUCACCGGAGGAACUUAGGGAGAUGGCGCGGGAGAUGGCACGUAAAAGGAGCAGUUCCUGAUGCUCCAUGUGGUUGAUUUGGUUGCACCAGUGGUUGUGUAACAGUAUCACUUAUUAUGCAGUAAAUAUGGUUAUUAUUAUGUGUAAUAAUAAAUAAUGAUUUAUAGACCACUCUAAAUAAAAAUAAACGUUUUUUUUUGUUUUUUCAAAAGCUUAGAUAGUUUGGUGCAAUGGUCUACCAAAAGCUCCACUCUGGAUUAAUUGGUACCUUCAAAUCUAGCGAAAAAGAAAUGCUAGUGGUGAUCCUGAUUGCUUUUAUCAUAUUUUCUGUUUAAGCGGUGGUUGUUAUCUAAUGGGAAAGUCAAGGAGAAACAUCCGGAUGGUGGAAAAUUUAGCAACAUUGUGUGAUAUUCUCGUUGUAAGGUUCAAUGGUUGGUUCUGCAUAUCUAUGAACUUGUCUUCCAUUGAAGCUAUAUUAAUGAAACCAAUACACAAUCGCAUGCCUUUUCUUCGUUGCUUUAUUAUCCAUUUUUAAUUUGCACGAUCUUCACGCAUAAAAUUGGGCUGUCAAGUUAUUCAUGUUUGGUUUUUUAUCCAAUUAUCGUGUUUGUUUGACAUAAAUAUUUGAUACUUGUCUGGAAAUAUUUCAUGUUAAUGAAUGUUACGAUGGCUUAUCUAAACUUUCUAUUUUCAGUGAAACUUCCUACUGAGAAAUGAAUAAAGUUUUAAGUAAACGAGUCAACGUUAACAUUUUCAUUAUCACACGACAAAUCAAUUAUAGACGUUGGCAUGGACUCAUGAACGUCAGAUACCUCGCAGUGAAAUGCACUACAUGAGAAAACGUGUUCAGUUUAGCAGUUUAGCUUAUUGAAAUGGUCAUCUGCACCUAACUUCCAUGGAGCUUCUCUAAGCAUUCUUUAAACCCAACUUUCCCAACUCAUGUAGUCUCUUGAAAGAUAGAGUUCUUGAAAAACCUGAGUUUCCUAUGCUUUUCCCGGGAAAUAUUGACUUGCUCAAAGUCGUUUCCACCCUCAUCAUACACCUUCACAACUCCAUUUGUUUUGGUUCUUCCUUGUCCCCACCAGCCUGCUGGGAAAUGAUUAUAGAUUUUGAAUUGAACGAGAAUGAUAUUAUGAUGAAAAUGAACGUACGUGCUACGCUUUUGUUUGUUUACUCUCUUAACAUAUAAAUAGUAUGGGGUGCCCAGGAAUCAGUGGCAAGAAUUUUGUGUUUCAUUUCAUUCAGUCUUUGAAGGGAGUGGGAAAGGCCUAAUUGUUGCAGUUCAUUGUAUAUGCUUGAAAAUACUUGAAUCUAUACUUGAAAGGUCUUAUAUGAAUAUAGUGUUUCUUUUUUACUUUGUUGAUUUCUGUCAUGAUUUUCAUGUCUAUUUAAUUGUUAUUUUUUUCCCUCUCCCUCUCUUUUGUUUCCCCAAUUUAUUAUGCACCACCUUGUCAUGUGAACACCAUUGCCCUCUUCAUGUUAGAAUUAUAUUGGUUACAGCUUGGGUACAAUUUUAUGUUUGCUUCUGUUGGGGAUUGGUUCUCAUAUUCAGUUAAUUUCUGUUAUAUUGCUUGUAGUGUUAAGCACCCCAAAAAUGAAAUAGAGAUCAAUUGUAUUUGAAAAGGUAGAAACAUAUGGAUUCCGGCUGUUUUGAAUUACAUACUCAAGCUAUACUUGUGAUUUACAUUUUGCAUUUUCCAUUAGAUAGGAUAAGAAUUCAUGUAUUGCAAUUUUCAAUAUACUUGCAAAAGUUUAAACAGAAUAUUACAGUUGAUUUUGUAAGUUUCAAGCAGAUUGCUGCAAGAGGUAUUAUCAUAAAGAUCUCAAUAUUAAAAAUAUCUCAAAUAUUCCUAAUAUAUCUGUCAUGGUAUCUGUUAGUUUUACUAGUUUAUUUAAUGAGUUAAUACUGAAAAUUCUUUUAUGCUCUAUAAGAAGAUUGAUCAAGAGGAAUUUGGUUGCAGGAAAAAAAGAGAAGCUAUUUUCCGGUGUUGGUUUCAACUUCUAACCUCUGGGCAAUAGGUUUGAUUAGAAAUUCAGUACUGAUAUUGUACCAUGGUUGGAUUGGAACUCAUACCCGUAGGUACAAUUUUGUCUGUUCUAAGCAGCCAUGUUGUGAAAUCAGCUAAUACAGCAAUCGAUGUUGUUACGGAUAAAGAAAGUUUCAAGAUCCUUUCAAAACACCUGCUUGAUAUUGCACCAGUCCUAAAGGAAUUACAGCUUCAGGAAUUGAAUGAGUCUCAAGCUACAAGGGUUGCUCUGGAGUCUCUUGAAUCAGAUGUCAAAAAGGCGAAUAAUUUGGUUGAGAAGUACAAGAACCAUGGCCGCUUUUACCCGCUGGUGAGGUGCAGAUGCUUAGUCAAGGAGGUUGAACAAGUCACGAGGGAUAUUGGAAGGUCUGUAGCUGCACUGUCCAUUGCAAACACUGAAGUCCUAUCAAAAAUUUCUGAUCAGGUUGACAAACUACAAAAUGAGAUACAAAAGGUGGAGUUUGAGGCUUCACAAUCUCAGUUUCAAAUUGUUGGCAAGUUGAACCAUGGAAUGAGGGAGCAGAAAUUAGAUCAGGCUUUCGUAAAUGACAUGCUUGAGGAAAUAGCAAGGGCAGUUGGGGUGCCAGUGGUGCCUUCAGAGAUUAGCAAAGAGCUAGCCAGCAUUAGGCAGGAAAGGGAGGAAGCAGCCAACAGAAAAGAAAGAGCUGAAUUUCUUUUUUUGGAACAUAUAAUUGAGCUACUAUCACGAGCAGAUGCUGCAAGGGAUUAUGAAGAAGUUAAGAAGCAAUAUUUUAAAAGGGUUCAGGUAAUAGAGAGAUAUGAUUCAAGGGAAAAAUAUAUACCACCACUCAAUUCUUUCCUUUGUCCCAUAACUGGAGCUGUUAUGGUAGAUCCUGUCAGCCUUUGCACUGGUACUACAUGUGAGAGAUCUGCCAUUGAAGCUUGGUUUGAUGAUGGCAACAGGACUGAUCCAGAAACAAAAGAGGUUCUUGAAGAUACUACCUUUAGAUCAAAUGUUCGAUUAAGAGAAUCCAUAGAAGAGUGGAAAGAAGUUAAUUACUGCUUUAGAAUAAGGUCUAUCAGGGAAAGCCUAUUAUCCAAUUCUGACAUAUUAGUGCAAGAAUCCCUGAGCGAAAUGCAAGCUCUCACAAGAGAGAAUUCCAUUAACCAGGAUUGGAUUUCUAUUGGAGAGCUUACUGAUAUUAUUAUCUCUAUCCUUGGGAACUCUGAUUCCAGAGAUACGAAGAUGAAGAUUUUGGUUACUUUGAAGGAUGCUGUAGAGGGGCAUUCAAGAAACAAGGAAAAAGUGGUUGAAUCUCAAGGUUGGUAUCACAUUAUUUCCUGCUUAGGGAGCGACUCUAGAACUUCAAAGGAGGCAAUUGAUUUGCUAUAUGAGCUGCUUCAAGACCGAUCUGGUUGGAAUAAAAUUUUCUGCAAAAAACUCUCCGAGCAUCAAAGUGCAGUUUCUUACCUUGUCACUCUUCUAACGGGUCCUGUAAGUGAUUCAGCUGCAGUCUCCAAAAAGAUUUUGGUGGAGCUUUUUGAAAUAGACGAGGAAAUCAUUUCAGCUGCUGCAAUGUUUGGCUGGUACAAACCACUUAUUGAUUGCAUGAUUCAAGGAUCGGAGUCUUCAAGAAUGUCAAUGGCAAAAGCCAUAUUGGACUUGAAAGAUUUGAACUUGAAACUCCUCGGCGAGCAAGGAGUAAUACUUCCUUUGCUAGAAAUGUUAUCUGGCAACAUUGAAUCUAAAGAACUGUCAUUGUCAGCCCUGGUUAAACUAUCAAGAUUGCAUACCAAUAAGGGGAUUAUUGCAGCAUCAGGAGGUGUGCCUCUUGUUCUAGAUUUAAUGUUCUCUUGCCGAAUACAGGCAUUCAUUACCAUUAAAUGUUGUGAAAUCCUUGAGAAGCUUGCUUUAGAUGAUGAUGGAAUUGAUUUCUUUGUUGACGGAGAAGGGAAACAACUUGACCUAGAUGACAUCAUCACCAAUUUGCUAGCUCUACAUCAGAGUCCUAACUCCUCUUGUUACCGUAAGCCUGCGUUGCGCGCUCUUCUUGGCAUUUGCAAGUUUGAGAGUAGUUUAGUUAAAAAAGCAGUUGUGGCAGCCAAUGGGGCAUCUCUAAUCCUCCCCCUUCUUGAUGAUUCCGACUCAGAAAUCAGGGAAACCGCCAUAAAUCUUCUCUUUCUUUUCUCCCAACAUGAACCAGGAGUAGUCGAGUACCUCUUCGGGCCAAGAAGACUAGAAGCUUUAGUUGGGUUUCUUCAGAAUGAUGAUGUGCAAAUGGCUGCUGCUGGUUUACUAGCUAACCUUCCAAAAUCAGAACGGGAACUCACUGUGAAGUUGAUUGACUUGGGUGGCCUUGAUGCAAUCAUAAGCAUUUUGAAAAAUGGUACAAUGGAAGCAAAAGAAAAUGCUCUCAGUUCACUCUUCAGGUUCACAGAUCCCACAAACAUCGAGUCACAGCGCGAUUUGGUUAAACGAGGAAUAUAUCCUUUGCUUGUAAAUUUUCUCAACACUGGUUCAGUAACAGCAAAGGCAAGAGCAGCAGCAUUCAUUGGUGAUCUUUCUAUGAGCACUCCAAAGCUCACUGCUGUUUCCAAAUCCAAUGGUUGGUGGUGCAAGUGUUUUAGAUCAUCACAAGUUCCUUUGUGUUCAGCACAUGGGAGUGUAUGCAGUGUGAGUUCCACAUUUUGUCUAUUGGAAGCCAAUGCUUUGCCUGGUUUGAUAAAGCUGUUACAUGGGGAGGUUCAUGCAACUGCUUAUGAAGCCAUACAGACUCUUUCCACAUUGAUUUUGGAAGACUUUCCCCAAAGGGGAGCUCUUGUCUUGCAUGAGUCAAAUGCGAUGAGACCCCUAUUGGAAAUUCUGAAUUGGGGAAGUGAUUCUCUCAAGGCACAAGCUCUAGGACUCUUGGAGAAGGUGUUUGUCUCAAAGGAAAUGGUUGAAUACUAUGGUACAACAGCAAGGUUACUGACUGACAUGAAUGUGUAUGGGGAUGGCCACCUCAGGAGAAAGGCUGCCAGGGUACUUUCAUUGCUUGAACGCUAUUCAAAGUCAUCAUCAUCUGCAAUCUCUGGAGUUCUGGACUGAAGUUCUAAGCCCAAGAAUUACAACUUAGGACAGAAUUUGCUCCAAAAUCUGCUAUACUUCUAUAUAACUUAAACUCAUUAAACUAGUUGUCUACAUUCACUAAGUUUCUAUAUUGGAUGUUGACCAAAUGGCCAACUCUAUAUCAUGUCCCUACUGAGGUUCAUAUCCAUUCUGCAUUAUUUUGCUAUUUAACAAUCCGUGGUACUUUCUA